AUGAAAUUUUUCAACGCCGUCGUUCUCGCUCUUGCUCAGGCCCAGGACUUUGAAGAGAAAGGACUCAGUCUCCAGAAAAAGGUCGACAAUGUGAUGAGCAAGUGCUAUACUUUCAUGGAGAAGUCGAUGACUUGCCAGCCGCCCAGUGGCAAGCUUGGAAAGUACCAGUACAGAAUCUCAAAGCUUGUCAAUGACGCUGUGUGGCACUACAAUGAGGGCAAGUGUGAUCCCCGAAGCGCCGGAUACGGUUACCGAAAGCGACGACAGGCUGAUCUCGAUGCGGAAUUUGACGCGAUCAUGGCUGAAAUCGAGGAUAAUGACUUCGACGGCAAGGGCUACGGAUACCCAAGCACGCCGCUCAAGUACCUCAACAAAUUAGAGGCCGUCUGCGAGAAAUCCUUCAAAGCACUCUACAACGCACCAGAACUCCAGGACUGUCCGAAAUUGGGCGCAUGGGAAAACCGAUCGGAGGAGCUCCUUGCUGAUCUUACUGCCAUGAAGAAAGUCUGCGCCAAUGGAAAGGGCAAGGAUCAACAGCCUUACUAA
Oikopleura dioica is the source of this 546-nucleotide messenger RNA. NCBI's taxonomy places the organism in Eukaryota, Metazoa, Chordata, Appendicularia, Copelata, Oikopleuridae. The record is from the annotation of a GenBank genome assembly.